AUGUCAAAGCUAUUCACCCCGUUGAAUAUAGGGCCUAUCCAGCUCUCUAACCGACUAGCCCUGGCGCCGCUGACAAGGUACCGCGCAGACGAUGAAUGGACACCGACUCCGAUGAUGGAGGAGUAUUAUGCCCAAAGAGGCUGCGUACCGGGGACUCUGCUCAUCUCUGAGGGAACCCUCAUCUCGUACCGCACCGCUGGGCGUCAUAACGUCCCUGGCAUCUGGAAUGAAGCGCACAUUGCAGGCUGGAAGAAGGUCACAGAUGCCGUGCACGCCAAGGGCUCGUUCAUCUACUGCCAACUCUGGCACCUCGGUCGGGGUGGCAGAGCUGAAGUCCUCGAAUCCCUCGGGCUACAUCUCGAGUCUUCAAGUGCGAUACCCGUAGCCGACGGCGCUGCUACCCCUCUGGAAAUGAGCGAAAGCGACAUACAGCAAGUCAUCGAGGACUAUGCGACCGCCGCGCGCAACGCUCUCGAAGCCGGCUUCGACGGGGUGGAGAUCCACGGCGCCAAUGGGUAUCUCCCAGACCAGUUCCUCCAAGAUACCUGCAAUAAGCGAACCGACGGCUGGGGCGGCAGCAUCGAGAAGCGUGCUCGGUUCCAUAUCGAAGUGACAAAGGCUGUCGUCAAUGCCGUCGGCGCCGAUAGGGUGGCCGUUCGUCUCAGUCCGUACAGUGAUUUUCAGGGCAUGCUCAUGGACGACCCAGACCCGACCUUUGAAUACUUGGUCAAGCAACUGAAGCCUCUAGGGCUUGCGUAUCUCCAUCUCAUUGAAGCUCGGAUCAGCGGUAAUGAUGACAAUUGUGGUGGACAGCGAACGGUGCGCUGGUUAAUUGAGCUCUGGGACAACGCGAGUCCAGUCUUGCUUGCUGGUGGGCUGAAUGCCCAGUCUGCAAAGGCAGCUGUGGACGAAACGUACAAGAAGUACGAUGUUGCUGUUGUCUUUGGGCGGUACUUUAUCUCAAAUCCCGAUCUCGUCUUCCGCAUCAAGGAGGGUAUUGAGCUGGACAAGUACGAGCGGACGUACUUUUAUACCCCAAAGCUGCCAACUGGAUACAUCGACUACCCUUUCUGCCCUCAAUUUCAGUUAAGUGCCAGGAGUUGA
Colletotrichum tamarilloi is the source of this 1104-nucleotide messenger RNA. Its product is annotated as NADH:flavin oxidoreductase/NADH oxidase. Gene Ontology annotation, molecular function: NADPH dehydrogenase activity; FMN binding. The record is from RefSeq and is a predicted model, not a curated record. The coding region runs from base 1 to 1104 and encodes 367 amino acids. The transcript has 2 exons. Lineage: Eukaryota; Fungi; Ascomycota; Sordariomycetes; Glomerellales; Glomerellaceae.